This is a messenger RNA of Drosophila busckii, 385 nucleotides long. Its product is annotated as outer dense fiber protein 3-like protein 2. NCBI's taxonomy places the organism in Eukaryota, Metazoa, Arthropoda, Insecta, Diptera, Drosophilidae. The record is from RefSeq and is a predicted model, not a curated record. The coding region runs from base 95 to 358 and encodes 87 amino acids. The transcript is spliced from 2 exons.
UUCGAAAACAACUCAUAGAGAGCUCAAAAUUAAUCCGAUACAAUAAGCCCCAUUUACAAAUAAAUAAACAAAAGUAUAAAUUAUAUAAAAAAUUAUGCCAAGACAAACAGGACCUGGACCGGCUGCUUAUACGCUGCCCAGUACGUUUGGCUUUGAGAGCUGCGAUGCGCGCAUGCGUCGUGGUCCGCAAUAUUCGUUUGGACGUCGCACCGCAUUGCCGGCGGUUAAGAAAUCCGGACCCGGCCCGGCUGAGUAUCAAAUUGGGCAGGUGACGCGCUAUGGCAACGCACGUGGCUUGCAGUUCUCGAUGCUGCAGCGCGGGCAGCUGAACAAACCGAAUUCGGUGCGUUAUGAUUGAUAAGACGAAAAUGAAAAUGAAGAAAAA